UUGUUCAUUUUUUUUUUGUAAUCAACAGAUUUGGAGCAUGUUUCUAUGACUUUUUUUUCAGAACUCAGUGGGUGGGUUCUCUGGAAUAUCUGGUGGUCACUUCAACUCAAAGAUGAAAAUAGAAGAUGGAGUUCGUGGAGUACUUUUACAUCAUAAAACAACCAAAGGACAAUCUCCACUUACGUUUGCCAUUGCUGCAAAAGAAACUAAUGAAGUACAUGUCUCUGAAUGUCCUUGUUUCAUUAUAUCUGGCAAUUCUGGAGGAAUCAGUGCGAAAGAUAUGUGGCAUGAAAUUAAAAAGAAUGGAUCGUUUGACAACCUUGGUUAUGAAGAUUGUUCGCCUUCAAAACCAGGAUCAUCCAUAGGAGCAGCUGUAGCAGCCUCCUUGAGUGUUCCUCCUGGUUCUGUCCGUAGAGUCACAUUCUCCCUUGCAUGGGACAGUCCAGAAGUCAGAUUUGGUGACAAGACAUACUACAAGCGCUAUUCAAGAUAUUAUGGCACUUUAGGUGAAGCAGCUGCAAAGAUUGCAAAUGAUGCUAUUUUAGAACAUUCCACCUGGGAAUCCCAGAUAGAAUUAUGGCAGAGACCAAUUCUUGAAGACAAAAGAUUUCCUGACUGGUACCCUGUCACACUCUUCAAUGAACUCUACUACCUUAAUGCAGGGGGGACAAUAUGGACAGAUGGAUUACCUCCAACAAGAAGUUUAGCAUCCCUGAGAGAUAGAAAGUUUUGCCUUGGAAAGUCGGGAUCACAUCUCGAUAAAGUAAUUAACACCGAAAAUCAUAAAAAUAUAGCUAUUGAAAUCCUAGAAAGGAUGGCAUCGACACUUGAGAAGGCAGAUAUUCCUCUGACAUCAAAUGCUGCUUUUGGAACCCAAUUACUAAAAGAUGGAGAAGAAAACAUUGGUCAGUUCCUUUAUUUUGAAGGGAGUGAGUACCUCAUGUUCAACACUUAUGAUGUUCAUUUCUACUCAUCUUUUGCACUGCUCAUGCUAUUCCCAAAACUUGAACUGAGCAUCCAGAGAGACUUUGCAGCAGCAGUUAUGAUGCAUGAUCCAAGCAAGAUGGAAAUUAUGAGUGACGGGAAGUGGGUUCCGAGAAAGAUUCUCGGUGCCGUUCCACAUGAUAUUGGGCUUAAUGACCCUUGGUUUGAAGUAAAUUCUUAUAAUCUAUUUAAUACAGAUAACUGGAAAGAUUUGAAUCCCAAGUUUGUUCUCCAAGUACAUAGGGAUAUCGUUGCUACAGGAGACAAGAGUUUUGCACAGGCUGUUUGGCCUUCAGUUUAUGCUGCAAUGGCUUUUAUGGAUCAAUUUGAUAAAGAUGGAGAUGGGAUGAUUGAGAAUGAAGGGUUCCCUGAUCAAACAUACGAUGUAUGGCCUGUUGAUGGUGUGAGUGCAUAUAGUGGGGGGCUAUGGGUGGCAGCCCUCCAAGCAGCUUCAUCUAUUGCUCAUCUAGUGGGUGAUAACGCAUCUGCCGCCUAUUUUCAUACAAAGUAUCAAAAUGCAAAAUCCGUAUAUGGCACAUUGUGGAAUGGAUCCUACUUCAACUAUGACAACACGGCAAGUAGUUCCAGCAAGAGUAUUCUAGCUGAUCAAUUGGCUGGACAAUGGUAUGCUGGAGCAAGUGGUCUCAUGCCAAUUGCUGAUGAUGACAAAGUAAGAACUGCACUCCAAAAGAUUUAUGAUUUCAACGUCUUGAAGGUGAAAGGAGGCACACGUGGUGCAGUAAAUGGGAUGCUUCCGGACGGAAGUGUUGAUUUGACAGGUAUGCAAUCAAGGGAAAUUUGGGCUGGAGUUACAUAUGCUCUUGCAGCAACCAUGAUUCAGGUGGGGAUGGUUGAAACGGCAUUUAAAACGGCAGCUGGUGCUUAUGAAGCCGCUUGGUCACAGCAAGGUCUCGGAUACUCCUUCCAGACUCCAGAAGGGUGGAAUACUGACGACGAAUACCGAUCCUUAUGUUACAUGAGACCUUUAGCAAUAUGGGCAAUGCAAUGGGCACUGACAAAGCCAAAACUCUUCUCAGAGGAGAUGAAACAUUCAUAUGGUGAGAUUGAUGACUCCGUGUACCGUAAGCAACAUCUAGGAUUUUCAAAAGUGGCUCACCUCUUAAAGCUGCCUAAUAAGGAGGAAACUUCUAAAAGCUUCCUACAAUCCCUUGUUCACUUCAUUUGCAGAAGAGUGCCCAUUUGAUUUCUCAACGCACUAUUAAUAA
Hibiscus syriacus is the source of this 2210-nucleotide messenger RNA. RefSeq names its product non-lysosomal glucosylceramidase-like. The transcript has 10 exons. NCBI's taxonomy places the organism in Eukaryota, Viridiplantae, Streptophyta, Magnoliopsida, Malvales, Malvaceae. The coding region runs from base 113 to 2188 and encodes 691 amino acids. Gene Ontology annotation, molecular function: beta-glucosidase activity. Gene Ontology annotation, biological process: carbohydrate metabolic process. The record is from RefSeq and is a predicted model, not a curated record.